Molecule: messenger RNA, 6280 nt
Organism: Dinoponera quadriceps
Lineage: Eukaryota; Metazoa; Arthropoda; Insecta; Hymenoptera; Formicidae
Product: dipeptidyl aminopeptidase-like protein 6
Exons: 10
Coding region: 1500-3749 (749 amino acids)
Biological process (GO): proteolysis
Molecular function (GO): dipeptidyl-peptidase activity; serine-type peptidase activity
Source: RefSeq, a predicted model, not a curated record
CCCCACGGCGCGGAAUAUAUCCGUAUUAGCGAUGCGCCGAGGUAUCUUAGCCCCCACGCGCGGGGAGCGCCUAAUCUUCCGGCGCCGAGCUAUUGUCGCGCUCAUCCACGAUUAAUUGCAGGCGUGUACCGAACUCCCCGCGCUCGCCAGAUAAUUACGCGCUAAUUGGCGCGCAAAUAUAAUUCCCGCGACGCGUAAACCGCCCGGCUGCGAACGCAUCCUUACGGCGCGCCCGGAAUAUUCGCCAUGAAGACGUGGGAAUACACGAAGAAGUGAGCCGCCGUCGGAUAUAAAUAUGUGCGAGCGUCGUGCCGGGGAGUGUUAAUUUUAAUUUCCCGGCCGCGAGUUUCCUCGUCGGGGAAGGUAAGUUUGAUCAAGAGAGUACGAGAAGACGUGUAUCUCCGCGCGAAGUAUCGCUCUUCCGGCUCGCGGCCAACCUAUCCGACUUCGCUGCUCCCUUUCUUCAAGAGCUCGUCGCGUUCCCCGUGGAUUUCUAAUUGGAACAAAUUGUCGGCGCUUCGAGCGAGACGUUUCCAGGCGUGUUUACACGGACAACAGUUCGAUAGGCGAUUGAGAAUAGGAGGAGGAGGAAGGAGCGAAUCUCCAUCGAAACCUCGGCCUUUCACACCGAUCGGGGUGCUUCUCGUGCGAAAUGCGUCGUAAAACCAAGACUGUGCUGCGUAUAAAACGGAAUCCGAGACAUUCCAAGGUUUACUCGCGGCUGGAGGCGCGAGCAACCUGGUAAAUCGGGGUUAUCCCACAUACCGCAGUAUUGCGCUUCAUGCUCGACUCAGGUGCCGUUUCCUCGAGGCGCUUCGACAACAACGGGUAAUCAUUCGCGGCGGAAAGAAACGCACGCGCUGGCGCUCACAAUAAUUAUGUCUCCCGGGAAUUGUGUUCACGCGUUUAGUUUCAUCGUCGCUCAUCGCUCCACCCGCCGACGGUGCGGCCAGAACAUCGCGUGAAUAUUUAUUAUUCGUAGAACGGAGCGUCGCAGAACUCGAGACGGCCCUUAGGCUGCCGAGUAACGCGGAGAGAAAGAAGGAAGCGGCGGGAGGAAAGCGGCUUAUAAGGAGGCAGGAAGAGUGAUUGAUUUCGACAACGCUGGCGCAAUAAGUGUGCGUGCGCAAGAGAGAGAGAGAGAGAGAGGGGAAGAGAAGUCCACUCGGUCUGGAAGAGUUCCAAAUCCGCGUCCUUUUUCCUCCCCGUGCCGCCAGACGGUGUAUAGACGAGCGUAUACAGCGCAUUGAUCCGAUCUGGCGUCCACCAGGACACGCCGCGCCCGCGUCUCGCCGCUCUUUCGGGCACGAGUAUCGACUGCCGCCCCCAAGUAAUGUCUGCACGCGACGGUACUAUCGACGAGCCGCACUCUCGAGGGCGGAUAUUCGCCGCGCAAGAAUCCGCGUCGCGGUUAUCCCCGUCCGUCCGGAAUCGCGACUCGCCGCGAAAAAAGCCCAGCGAGGUCGUGUGCUAAUGAUCCCCCGUAACUCCGGGAGCCAAUGGCGACGCUGUUAAAAGUUUCACAAUGCAUCCCAUCUUAUCGCAAAAAUGAGCUCGGGGGGAGAAUGAGAGAAACGCUCAGGAGGCAACUGAACGUUCAGGGCUACGAGUGCAGCUCCGACCUGCGUUAUGUGCUGUUCAGGCACAAUGUCAAGCCGGUCUUCCGGAACACCUUCACCGCUCAUUACACCGUCUACGAUGUCACGAACGACCAUCACACACCCCUUCGGUUGCAAGCGUCGCGACGUAUGCAACAGACGCGGCUGCAACACGCUACGUGGUUGGGCAACACGUCCAGCCUCCUGAUGAUCUGCGAGAACGACAUUUAUCUUAGGACGGCGCCCGCCGCGACGGAGGACAUCCGUCUGACCGACACAGGCGUGCCCGGGGUGAUCUACAACGGCGUGCCCGACUGGUUGUACCAGGAGGAAGUGCUACCGAAACCGCAAGCGACGUGGCCAAGCCAGGACGGCACACAUAUCCUUUACGCCACGUUCAACGACACCCGAGUGACCGCGUUGCAGUUCCCGUGGUUCGGCACGCAGCUGGGUCAAGACGGUGCCAGCUCGAGUCCCCUGGGCUCACCCAGGAGGGGCUCCUUCCCGCCCUCUAGGUCGGUCAGAUACCCGACGCCGGGCUCGCCGAAUCCGGAGGUCGAGCUGUGGAUCAUGGAACUCAGCAGUCUCAACGCGACCGGCUACAACGCCACCGGGAACGUCACGUGGCCGAGCAAAUUGAAGCUGAAGCCGCCGCCAUCCUUGGAUGGAUUAGACUGCUAUCUGAUAUCGGCCGGCUGGAUCGGCGGGGACGCCUCGCAGAUCGCGGUCGUCUGGAUGACGAGGAUGCAGAAUCUCUCGGUGGUAUCGGCCUGUCACGCUCCCACGUGGGAGUGCGAGGAGACCCAUUCGGAGAGGGCGCCCGAAGGACUGUGGCUGGACGCCCAACCGCACCCUCUCUUCGCUCCGGACGGUGACAGCUUCCUGCUGCUGGCCACGGUGCAGGAAGGUGACAAGGAGCAUUUCACGCACAUAAAACACGUCACGCUCACCCAGCAGAGAAUAGCGGUGCUCUCUCAUGGUCGCUACGAGGUGAGCGAGAUCUUAGCGUGGGACACCAAGGCGCAUCUCGUGUAUUAUCUGGGCACCAGAGAGAGAAGACCCGGGCAGAGACAUCUGUACGUGGUGCGCGAUCCCGCUGCGGACGAUCCUCGUCACUUCGAGCCGUUGUGCGUCACGUGCGACCUCGGCAAGGUUCUUUGGAGCAGUAGGUUCUACUACACCAAUUGCACGCACUUCGGCGCAUCCGUUAGCCCACCGGUGGCCAACGACACGCAGGGUUACUACGUGCUGUACUGCGAGGGCCCCGGCCUUCCUCUCGCGGCCGUGCACACGAUGUCGACGCAUAAGAUGCUUCGCGUGCUGUACGACACGAGGACCCAACGCGCGGACAAGCUCUCGGAACUGGCACUGCCUACCAGACGGAAUUUCGAGGUGCCGUUACCCCAAGGUUGGCGGGCGCAGGUGCAGCUGCUGCUGCCUCCUUCGUGGCGGGAGGAGCUCAGGGACGCGGCGUUUCCCGUGCUCGUUGAGGUGAACGGCCGUCCGGGCAGCGAGGCGGUCACGGACAAGUUUCGAAUAGACUGGGGAACUUACAUGUCCAGCCACAACGACGUAGUCUACGUGAGACUGGACGUACGGGGCGCCCGGGGUCAUGGGAAGAAGGAUCUCUUCAGGAGGAUAGGCGGCGUCGAGGUACAGGAUCAGCUUACGGUGCUGAAGCACCUUCUGGAGAAGCACAAGUAUCUCGACAUUAGCAGAAUCGGCGUCUGGGGAUGGGGUUACGGCGGAUACGUGACCGCAAUGGUCCUCGGCAGCCAGUCUUCGAACAACGCCUUCAAGUGCGGCAUCGCGGUCAAUCCGAUCGCCGAUUGGAUGUAUUAUAAUUCCGCGUUUACGGAACGAGUUCUCGGCGCCCCGGCUGAGAACUACAAGGGUUACGUGGAGGCCGAUCUCACGCAACGGGCGAGAUUGGUGCCUAGUCACAGCCUUUACCUUCUUCACGGUCUAGCCGACCUCACAGCGCCUUAUACGCACGGCGUUGCCUUCGCCAAGGCUCUGUCCGAAGCGGGAGUCAUCUUUAGAUACCAGAGUUACGCGGACGAAGAUCACGCCCUGGCGGGUGUGCUCGAACACGCUUAUCGUUCCAUGGAGGACUUCCUCGCCGAGUGCCUCGCCUUGGAUGCCUCCUAGUGCCUCAAGCCGAAAAAUUCUUUGUUGUCUCUAGUGCGCCUAUUUCCGACACAUCCAGAACGAACGUUAAUACGGGGACUCGUCCUCGAGAUCACGGCAAUUACUCACGCGAGCGGAAAGCUCGAUCUCCCGGAAGCUCGUCUUCCAAGAGUCUGAAUCGCGAAAGGAUUCAGGUCGUCGGCUGGAGAUGCGCGGCAGGGCGAGAGGAGAUUUGCGAAGGAUAUCGGAGGAGGACAACGGGCGACGCGCGCCUCUCUCGCGUGAAUUCGACACGUCGAUAAUUUCCGUAAUCCGCCGAAUAACGCGGGAAUCCUCAUCGAACGCGGGGAGCGAUAGGUUCGACGAUGAUGCGCGAACAGCGAAGAUACGAAAGGGAUAAAGGGGAAAGAGAGACGGACGCACGUAUUUGCCGUGAAAUCGAUCUCGGGCGAAUCUCGAGAAGCGAAGGAGUAAACGAGGCGCGUGUUCGAAAGCGCAGACCGAAUUACUACGUGCGGAGCUUACCGACGGCUUGCAAAUUCAGCGUCGUACGUUCAGCGCCAUCGAAGCGACACUGUUGCUUGGGACUCGACGCGUUUGCAAGCGCGUCAUUAACGUUUUGCUGUGUUCCAAGUCCCAAGGGCGUUCAUAUAGAAAGGGCCUGAGAUUUCGUAGAGUGAUUAAAGACGAGGGAGUGAAAGAGAGAGAGGGAGAGAGAAAUUAUCACGAAUUGAAUUACAUUCCGACGUACAGAGCUUAUCGGGAGUCUGCAAACUCGCGCCCCCCCCCCCCCUCCCCGCCCCGCUUUCCGUUUCACCCUCUUUCCACACGGAGCCCCGACACGAGUCGCGCGAAACUCGAGCCAACGUAAUUCCGAUCACCGAGCGGUCGGUCCCUCGGCGAAGCGGCCGAUCGACGUUUCUCACGGCGAGGAACGAAGAAAAGCACACGAUCGAAAAUCUCGGGAGUCGAGUCACGUCGGCCCGCGAGGAGUUUGCAAGCUUCCACCUCACGUUCUCUUUCUUUUUCUAGCUGCGUCACUGGUGCCUCCUCGAUUUUAAACGGGGAAAAAGUAUCUACGCCUACGCGGUGACGUUCGUCCAGAGGCACACACACUUUACCGUUAUAUAUAGAAUCGAAACGGCUAUCGUAAGUUUUGUGUUGUACAGCUUGGCGCCUAGCUCUAUGUACCAUAAUGUUAUUAUAACGCGUAAGGAGUUGUUCCACACAGAGCCCUUGUGUAUUCCCCAUCUCUCGGUCCACACACCCUUCCUUUCCUCCCGCCCUUCAUCCUUAAAUGCCACCCCUUUAAAUUUCGAAUACUUGUACAUACGUAUGCAACUACGAGAAAUGUCCUUUCGCGAGGGUACCUUCGACGAGGUCCUGCGGACUAAUGCCGGGCGGCACGAACGCAAAUAAUUCACGAAACGAGAGAUGUCGCGGGUUCGAUUCGCGAAAUCCGAUAUUCCCGCGACAAGGUGGACUGGAAUCUCGUCGAAGGUGCGGCUGUCGGACGUACGUCCUUUCGCGAUACAUUGGUCGACUGGAAUGAAUGAACCGUUCUGAUUGGACAAUGUAUUCACAGUCAUCGCGCGACUAAUCAUCGAGCAUCGAUCGCAUGUGAUCCCGAGUAUUCGCUCGCGAUACUUGGAACGGGUGGAACGGUGAAGGAGAAGAAGAAGAAGCAGAACGGCGCGCGCGCGGCAUCGCGUCGUAUAUUCCCAUAGUCGAAUUAUACAAUGCCCGACUUCGCCGUUUCAUCAUCGGUCGGGGCGAAUGCUCGGAAACCUCGCGAACAAUGAGACUCGUGAGUGUCUCGAAGAUAUCUGCCGCUGUGUUGACAUUUUUACGAUCUUUCACAGGUAUUUCGGAAGCCGAAAUAUUUCGCGGGGAUUUCGAAAAUUAUCGUCCUGCGAUUUGAUGUCGUGCGCGAUCUCGUUUGUGUGUAUGUGUGUGUGUUUGUGUGUGUGGGUGUGUCGUUGUUGUUGUUGUUGUUAUUAUUAGGAACCGUAGACUUGGAAGUUGUUCAUAUCUUUUCGUUGACGAAGUUAACUCCGUCGAUUUGUGCGAGAGCGUCUCGUUGGUUUCUCGUUAUCACUUUCGUUUCCUCAGCUUGCUAGAUCCUUCCCGAGUAUCUACCGUUGCAACUCUAUCAAAUCGCGGAUAAUUUUCGAGACCGCGCCGAUCUGAUUUCUAGUCUCGUCUUGUCUGACACAGAAGAAGAAGAAGAAGAAAAAAACAUAAUUCGCGAGUUCGCAAAGAACGUUAAUUAGGAAAGAGGCGCGCUCGGACAAGGAAGUGUCGCACGUCGCCAUGUGUACGCUGCACGCCCAGCAGCCCUUAAAUGCCGACAAUCAAGGCUAGUGCAACUAAUCAAAUGAUAAUAAAUAGAAACGGAGAGAUGAGAAUCUACUUAAUAAUUUUAAUGAGUAUACUCGUGAACGAUCGCUGUGGUUCGUGCGUAUUGUAAGACCGCGAGACGCGAAGCCCGUGUCGGCGAGCUAUCGGCGGCCGAAGUGGCUUCGCGGGGGCGAUCCUUCGCGAAGAUAAAA